AUGGAGGACGUGGAGAAGCAAGCCAACUGUUCUUCGAUUCGUGGACCGAGCAUCGAGACGGGCACAUAUGAAGACCUCAAUCGACACAGUGCUUUGCAACCUCCUAACGCGCUUUUACUGCCCUCGCACACGAAAAGAUCAGAUGGAGGGUGGUCUGGUUGUUUGGCUGUCUUCGGAGCAUUCCUGGCCCUUUUCUGUUCGUUCGGUCAAAUGAAUGCUUUUGGAACAUACCAGUCGUGGUAUUCGGACCACCAGCUUGCUGGGCAUUCGCAAUUUAGUAUCUCCUGGAUUGGUUCCCUUCAGUUAUGGACUUUUUUCUUCAUGGGAGGACCUAUAGGACGCCUUUUUGACGCAUACGGGCCGUCGCCCGUGAUGAUCUUUGGGACACUGCUACUGGUUUUUAGCACAUUGAUGACGAGCAUCUCUACGGAAUAUUAUGAAUUCUUAUUGUUCCAAGGCUUCUUCUUUGGCCUUAGUGUUGCAUCACUCUUCUAUCCCUCAUUAGCUGCAGUUUCGACUCACUUUGAUAAGUACCGUGCAUCGGCUCUCGGUGUUGCAGCCGCUGGCUCUGGUGUUGGCGGCGUCGUUUAUCCCAUCAUGCUGCGCAAACUCUUCUUGUCCAUUGGUUAUGCGUGGGCUGUUAGAGCGUCGGCGCUACUUUCUGCAGCAUGUUGUGUCGUGUCCCUUGUUACCGUAAGGAAAGUUGGUCAUAAGAAAUGCUCCGGAUGGAUAGAUAUCAAGAUGUUCAAGGAUUCAUGCUUCAUGCUGCUUGCUACUGGAUCCUUUUUCAUUUGCCUCGGAAUAUUUACUCCAUUCUUCUACAUCGUGAGCUAUGCCGAGGAUCGAGCAUUCGUUUCUCAGAAUACUGCAUUUUACGUUCUGUCAGUAAUGAAUGCUGGGGGCGUAUUCGGCCGCAUUGUUCCCGCGAUCCUCUCUGACAAGAUGGGGCGAUUCAACCUCCUUAUGCCCACCUCCUUCUUAGCAGGCAUAUCUUGCCUCAUCUUUUGGAUGCUUGCGAAGACAAUGAUCGCUGUGAUGGGCUUUGCGGCGGUGUAUGGUUUUCUAUCCGGUGCAUUCAUAUCCGUCAUUACCCCAUGCGUCGCGCAGAUAUCAGAUAUCAGCGAGAUAGGGUCUCGCAUGGGGGCACUGUAUACACUGAUAUCUGUCCCCUCUCUUGUCGGUGGACCCAUCGCAGGAGCUCUUAUUCAAUGCCAGAGAGGUUCUUACACCGGAAUGAUUGGACUAUCAGGAUCAAGCAUUAUAUUUGGGUCCUUUUUUAUUCUAGCUUGCAGGCUGAAGAUAAACAAAAAUAUCUGCGUAAGAGUGUAG
Messenger RNA from Suillus clintonianus, 1329 nucleotides. Its product is annotated as MFS general substrate transporter. The transcript is spliced from 6 exons. Gene Ontology annotation, cellular component: fungal-type vacuole membrane. NCBI's taxonomy places the organism in Eukaryota, Fungi, Basidiomycota, Agaricomycetes, Boletales, Suillaceae. Gene Ontology annotation, biological process: transmembrane transport. The record is from RefSeq and is a predicted model, not a curated record. Gene Ontology annotation, molecular function: transmembrane transporter activity. The coding region runs from base 1 to 1329 and encodes 442 amino acids.